UGAACUGAGCGGGCAUGGUGGAGACUAUAAUGCUGAUUAUGUUGUGAACAUUGGAAAAAUUGCCGCUCGAAACUCAAGAAUAGCGCCCAAAAUGCUUGAAAUUCGGGUUGUAUUAUCCUGGUGGUGGAAUAUUAAUACAUCAACACUGGCAGAACUCGCACACCAAUGCACCGAAUCUCAACAUUUCACGCGAUCUAAAACAACUAUCGCGCUGUCGCCGUUUAUAGACUUAUACUUUGCUUUGUCAGACCAAUCAGAAUGUUGA
Ambispora gerdemannii is the source of this 265-nucleotide messenger RNA. Lineage: Eukaryota; Fungi; Glomeromycota; Glomeromycetes; Archaeosporales; Ambisporaceae. The record is from the annotation of a GenBank genome assembly.